AUGGUAGGAGCUGGUGGUAUUGGCUGCGAACUUCUGAAGAACCUCGUCCUCAACGGCUUCGGCGAAAUACACGUAGUUGAUCUCGACACAAUCGACUUGAGCAACCUCAACCGACAAUUCCUCUUCCGACAUGAGCAUAUCAAAAAGUCAAAGGCCAUGGUAGCCGCCGAGGUGGCGCAAAAGUUCAACCCCAGGGUGAAGAUCGUGCCUCAUCACGCCAAUAUCAAAGAUGCCGAAUUCAACCUAAGGUGGUUCCGCGGAUUCACCUUGGUUCUCAAUGCGCUCGACAACUUUGAAGCUCGGCGGCAUGUGAACCGUAUGUGCUUGGCCGCCAACGUGCCCUUGAUCGAGAGUGGAACAACAGGCUUCAAGGGUCAGGUCCAGGUCAUCAAGAAAGGCGUUACAGCAUGCUACGACUGCACAGCAAAGCCUAUCGCGAAGUCCUUCCCCGUCUGCACGAUUCGGAGCACUCCCAGUCAGCCCAUUCAUUGCAUCGUCUGGGGCAAGAGCUACCUUUUGAGCGAGAUCUUUGGCCAGAGCGAGGACGAGUCUACCUACGACCAUUCGGCCGACGCUGAUAACAAGGAGGAGAUCGAGGAGCUCAAGAAGGAGGCUGAAGCCCUGAGGUUGAUUCGUGAAUCUCUGGGCACAGAAGCCUUCCCUGAACUGCUCUUCAACAAGGUCUUCAAUGCGGACAUUGUGAGGCUGUUGUCCAUGGAGGACAUGUGGAAAUCCCGCAGGAAGCCUGAGCCGCUUGAUUACGCGACGUUGAUGGGAAAGGCUGCGGAAGCUCUGGCCUCGAAGGAAGAGAUUCUGCGCGACGACCAGCGGGUUUGGUCACUUGAGGAGAAUCUUGCCGUGUUCAAUGACAGCCUCGAUCGUCUGAGCAAGCGUCUGCUCGAGCUCAAGGCUGCUCACCAGAACGCAUCCGGACCAGAGCCUGUCAUCACGUUUGACAAGGACGAUGAGGACACUCUGGACUUUGUGGCGGCGGCGGCAAACAUCCGAUCGAGCAUCUUCGGCAUUGGUGGCAAGUCACGAUUCGACAUCAAGGAGAUGGCUGGCAACAUCAUCCCUGCCAUUGCGACAACGAACGCCAUCGUCGCUGGCCUUUGCGUUUUGCAGUCGUUCAAGGUGCUGAAGGGCGACUAUAACCACACAAAGGAACUCUUCCUGGCACCGAGCAAUGACCGCCGCCUCAUUGAGGGAACCUCGUUCCAACCACCAAAUUCAUUGUGCCCAGUGUGCAGCGUCUUCCAAGUCAGCGCUUUCGUUGACUUUACGAAGGCCACGCUGAAGGACCUGGUUGAAGACUUCGUCAAGGUGGAGCUGGGUUAUGGUGACAAGGAAUUUGCUGUGAGCAACGAGAUUGGGCCUCUAUACGAUCCUGAGGAGACAGAGAAUCUCCCUAAGAAGCUCAGCGAUCUGGGUGUCAAGGCCGAUUCCUUCUUGACCGUUACUGAUGAGGAUGACGAUGACACAUUCGUCAACGUAGUCAUUAACAUUGAGGAGACGUAUGGCCACACCAACCACCUUCUGACUUCGUUGCUAACAUUGAGUAGCACCAACUCGACACAAGACAAGCCUGUCAAGGGUCUUAUUAUUGAUCAAGACCCGAAGAUUCCUCGGAAACCCAAGACGGCAGCACCUGCUCCCGAGAUCAGCGUCGUCAAUGGGUUGAGCAACACCAAUGGUAAACGGCCGCUAGAAGACAAUUCGGAAGUGUCCAGCAGUAAACGUGCCCGAUCAGAUGACGGAGGUGAUGUCCCAGGGGCAAAGAAGGCCAAGACAUCCGCGGCAACUGAUGAUAUCAUCCUCAUUGAAGAUGAUCCGACCGAAGACGCGACGAUCCUUCUGGAUGACGAUUGA
Molecule: messenger RNA, 1869 nt
Organism: Verticillium alfalfae VaMs.102
Lineage: Eukaryota; Fungi; Ascomycota; Sordariomycetes; Glomerellales; Plectosphaerellaceae
Product: SUMO-activating enzyme subunit uba-2
Exons: 2
Coding region: 1-1869 (622 amino acids)
Biological process (GO): protein sumoylation
Cellular component (GO): cytoplasm; SUMO activating enzyme complex
Molecular function (GO): SUMO activating enzyme activity
Source: RefSeq, a predicted model, not a curated record